AUGACCACAAGAGAAGUUAAAUUGAAAAUAAAUGUGGAGGGAAUACUAAACGAGUGCAAAUCCAUCAAUGGGACAGACAAUAUAGAUUUUUACAUUACAGCUGGCACGAAGCCAAGAUAUUCUAUUAUGCUAGAGCGUAUAUUUAAUGGGAAUCUGGAAAUAGAAGGCAAACACAGCGAUAAAGAAAACGAAAUGCUUUUAAACAUAGUUAAGAAUAGAUUCUACCAGUCUCUUGUCGACAAUAAUCAUCAAGCGCUAGGGAUGCACUAUCUAUACGACGCACUGAAGGGGAGGCACGAUAGAUCAAUUGCUCACGAAGCUAUCUCUCUGGCCAAUGACCUUAUAAAGAUAAAUCCGUUCAUAUACAAUCCAAAGUAUGGAGUAACCAGAAAGUAUGGUACAGAUGGACCGAUAAAAAGCAUAGAUCCAGACGAUGAAAGUGCUGAUUUAAGCGCUAGGACAUGCACUCUAGAGAUUGAUGAUGCAGACUUCCUGAACUUGAAAAGCUUGAUGAGGCUUACCUCAGAGAGCCUGAACAGACAGAAUCUAGACUAUAUCGCUGUUUUGGUGGGCUCAGUAGACAUGGAUGUUCUGAAGAAGUAUUCAUCUAUAAAGUCGUACUACACUUUGGAAGAGCUAUACGACCUAGGCAAAGAUGGUAUGCCGCUAGCAGACUAUGGGCUCAACCUUAUUUACGAAAAAUAUUACAGAAUUGAAGAGUUGAUUGGUCUGCUGAAAGACAUGGAGAAUAAAUAUAGCGAACCUAAGGACAUAACUGCAAAGGUUGAUGAGAUAUUUGCGCACAAAAAAGACGACCUAAAAAUAAUCAUUUCAGUUGCCAGUAGUCUGAAAAAAAUUAAAUAUGAGAAAGAGUUGCUCAACUACAUGAUCCAGACACUGGAGUAUCUAGUAAAUAACAACUUGCUGUGGAAAGAGGCAGAUGAGCAAAACACACUGCAGAUAAAACCCGACUUAAGUAACUUCUACAAAAACUGUGUAAUUGGUACAGGUUUAGAUAGGAUAGUAAGUGAUAGGUUGCACAGAUUAGAUGCAGAGAUAAAAAUACAGGAAGAUGCCCUAGAGAAAGAGGAACUAAACUACAGUCUAAUAGAAGAUGGUGGAGAGAAGGAAGAAGCGAUUACUUCGAUGGAUAAGCUAAAAGAGAAGAUAUAUUCUCUAAAAUGCGAGCACAAAAAAGAAAAAAUACAGUGUAGCAUCAUUGAGAAGCUCCUGCAUAGCUUAAGAUGCUUAUACCAGCUGAGCCCACAGCAGGAGAAAUACAUGCUCAAAAAGAUAGAAGAGUUUGUAAAAGCACGGAAAUUGAAGAUGGAGGUAGAAGAGCCAGAAGAAGAAAAAGAAGUAGCAGAGGCAGCAGGAGUAUCUGAAGAAGUAGAAGAGAUAUCUGAGAGGCAUCAAGUGCUACAAAUGGAUAAAGCUAACAAAAGAAAUUCUAAAAAAGGCAUAGUAUUAGCUGCUGUGGCAGCUUGUACUACUUUCGUGACAACAAUGCCACUCGUUAGAAAAAACUCAAAUAACUAG
This is a messenger RNA of Nematocida minor, 1539 nucleotides long. RefSeq lists its product as uncharacterized. Bases 1 to 1539 code for a protein of 512 amino acids. The record is from RefSeq and is a predicted model, not a curated record. The transcript has a single exon. Lineage: Eukaryota; Fungi; Microsporidia.